This is a messenger RNA of Olea europaea var. sylvestris, 1184 nucleotides long. Its product is annotated as proteasome subunit alpha type-5-like. The transcript is spliced from 10 exons. NCBI's taxonomy places the organism in Eukaryota, Viridiplantae, Streptophyta, Magnoliopsida, Lamiales, Oleaceae. The record is from RefSeq and is a predicted model, not a curated record. Gene Ontology annotation, cellular component: proteasome core complex, alpha-subunit complex; proteasome core complex; nucleus. Gene Ontology annotation, biological process: proteasome-mediated ubiquitin-dependent protein catabolic process. The coding region runs from base 157 to 870 and encodes 237 amino acids.
ACCAAAUUCCCCUUCCUAAAAUCCUGCCUUGCUUCUCAAGAAGAGCUCUCAUGCAGGUGUAAAAUAAAUCUCAGCCAAAUCAAUUAAAAAAAAUUAAGUCUGCUCUCUAAUUUCUUAAUUAAGCAACUCUUUUGAGCUCUAAUAAUCGAAUUGAGAAUGUUCCUCACAAGGACUGAGUACGAUAGAGGAGUUAACACUUUCUCUCCGGAAGGCCGCUUGUUUCAAGUUGAAUAUGCCAUUGAAGCCAUCAAAUUGGGAUCCACUGCUAUCGCCAUAAAAACUGAGGAAGGGGUGGUUCUUGCAGUCGAGAAGCGUAUUACCUCUCCACUUUUGGAGCCUAGCAGUGUGGAGAAGAUUAUGGAAAUCGAUGAGCAUAUUGGCCGUGCUAUGAGUGGUUUAAUUGCUGAUGCCCGUACUCUGGUUGAACAUGCUCGAGUUGAAACUCAGAAUCAUAGGUUCUCUUAUGGCGAACCCAUGACAGUUGAGUCAACUACACAAGCUCUCUGUGACCUUGCCCUACGAUUUGGUGAAGGAGACGAAGAAUCAAUGUCUAGACCGUUUGGUGCAUCUCUUCUUAUUGCUGGUCAUGAUGAGAAUGGUCCCUGCUUGUACCAUACUGAUCCUUCUGGUACAUUCUGGCAAUGCAACGCAAAAGCCAUUGGUUCAGGUUCUGAAGGUGCCGACAGCUCUUUGCAAGAGCAGUAUAACAAGGAUCUAACUCUUAAAGAAGUUGAGACUAUUGCACUUUCCAUUUUGAAACAAGUUAUGGAAGAAAAGGUUACCCCGAAUAACGUUGAUAUUGCUAGUGUGGCCCCAAGAUAUCAUCUGUACACCCCAUCUGAGGUCGAAACUGUUAUCAAUCGCCUAUGAGAAGGGCAUCUAGCAGUUCCAGUGCCGAUCUUUACGAUGAUUCAGUUCCCAUUAUUGCUGUGUUGGCUUCAUGUGUAACGCAAAUCUCAGAUUUCGCUUCCAAUUUACAUUCCAGUAGGGAAAUGCUUUGAAAUGUGUUAAAACUCUAAAUGAUAAACUCGAAAGAUUUCAUUUUUGUGUUUCCUGGGUGAAUGUGCUUGCCUAUAUCGACCCCUUUUAUUGUAUUAAGUACUAAUAUGUACUACCUCGAAGUGCCAUUUAUGUUUUCCACUAUGAUAAGCAUAAAUGUAACUUGAUUUGCCCUUUCUUUGUCA